AUGGCUGCUUGGUUGCUUGACAGUGAUACUUUAUGGCUACCACAGGCUGGGGAUGAUUCGAGCUACGGUACCCUGAACGGGACGGUCGUUUUGUGUCUCGGAAAGCCAAUGCAAGUGAAGGAUUUCAAGUUGCACAUCAGAGGAACCCACUAUAUCAACUGGGAUUGCACAGACACCGAAGGCCAGCACAAGCGAGUUCCAUGGCGGGAGUCAAUAUUUUAUCAUCAGAUCUGGAAUUUCAAGAAGGCCUUCAAAAAGGGUCAGAAUGCCUUGCAACCCGGAAACCACAAAUUCCCUUUCUCAGUCAGUCUAAACAGCAGGCUGCCACCCACUAUUGAGGGUCUGGAUGACUGCUUUGUACGGUACAAGUUGACUGCGGAACUCACCUGCCCCUGGGGCAUGAUCAACGAGUCGCGCAGUAUGAAUGCUUCAAAAUUGCAGGACGUAUUCUCUUUCAUGGAACCACAGGGAAUUGAAGGGUUUUGGGACGAGAAGAUUACCUACCAUAUUACCGUACCCGGGCAUGCGCUCCCUCUAGGCUGUCCUAUUAAGGUCGAUAUGCGAUAUAUUCCUCUCCUCAAGGGUCUUUUCGCCGAAACAAUGAAGGUGCGGCUUAUUGAGGCUCACAGUAUCUUCCAGCGAUUUGGAUUACAACCCGCAAUACGUCGAACACGGGAGACCGUUGUCGCAGAGGACCUUGCAGAAUUCGGACAAUUCGAGGAACACCUCAGCCUUGAAGCGGAUGGAUAUCAAUGGCGGAACAUUACCCACACCAUCUUUAUGCCAAUGUCUCUGAAAGCAUGCCGACCAACUAGCCGCUCUUCAGUUCUCGAAGUGACGCAUUCAUUGAAAGUGUCGAUACGUCUACGGAAUCCCAGUGGGAAAUAUUCAGAGAUAUCCACGAUUUUCCCCCUGAUUUUGUGCCCGGUUCCUGGUUCAAACCUGCACCAAUCCUCCCAGAGCGACAUGUUUCUUAGCUCUAUCCAACCGCCCCCAGCUUAUGUUGACCAUGUUCGGGAUCAGCUAUACCUGGAAUAUGACUCGCCAUGCAUAUCGAGGUCCAAGACAAGAUCUCAGUCUACCUGCUCUCGGAAUCCCUUGGGUCUCCAUGGCAUGGCUCCCUAG
Penicillium pulvis is the source of this 1125-nucleotide messenger RNA. RefSeq names its product arrestin family protein. Bases 1 to 1125 code for a protein of 374 amino acids. Gene Ontology annotation, biological process: ubiquitin-dependent endocytosis. NCBI's taxonomy places the organism in Eukaryota, Fungi, Ascomycota, Eurotiomycetes, Eurotiales, Aspergillaceae. The record is from RefSeq and is a predicted model, not a curated record. The transcript is spliced from 5 exons. Gene Ontology annotation, molecular function: ubiquitin protein ligase binding; protein-macromolecule adaptor activity. Gene Ontology annotation, cellular component: plasma membrane; cytosol; cytoplasm.